This is a messenger RNA of Brassica napus (rape), 1188 nucleotides long. RefSeq names its product CASP-like protein 5B2. The record is from RefSeq and is a predicted model, not a curated record. NCBI's taxonomy places the organism in Eukaryota, Viridiplantae, Streptophyta, Magnoliopsida, Brassicales, Brassicaceae. Bases 264 to 662 code for a protein of 132 amino acids. The transcript has 4 exons. Gene Ontology annotation, cellular component: membrane.
UUACCUCUGAGUCAACUCGCUCACGAGCCUAAAGUGGAUAUGUCAAAGGAGAAAGCCGAAAGAAGCUUAUAAUCGAAGCUAGAUUCGUUUCCGGAAACUCCUAUACAGUGAGAUUUCAUCUGCAUUUGCUACUCCCCGCCAAAACUGCUCCCGAAGCAAAUGUAGCUUUUGAUUCAGAAAAUUUAAAAAAAAAAAGAAGCUAGGGUUUCUCGAUUAAUUGUUCUUCGCUGAUUUAAUCGGAGUUUCUGGGUUUACAUUUGGAGAUGAAGAAGAUAUUCGGAGGUCCAGGAACUGUGUGUGGUCUGUUACUGAGAAUCGGGCAAUGUGCUUCUGCUGCUGCUUCAAUCGGCGUUAUGCUCUCUUCCACCGAGUUCUAUAACCGCACUGCUUUCUGCUACUUGAUUGCUUCGAUGGGUCUUCAAUUGCUGUGGAGCUUUGGCCUCGCAUGUCUUGAUGUUUAUGCUCUGAGGGGCAAGAAAGAUCUCCAAAACCCAAUCUUGGUUAGCUUAUUCGUCGUUGGUGAUUGGGUGACUGCAAUGUUAUCUCUUGCAGCUGCGUGUUCAUCAGCAGGAGUUGUAGUCUUAUUUGCCAGAGAUCUUAAGUAUUGCAAUAUCCGUGAGCAGUUUUCAUGUCUUAGGGAAGGAUUGACGAAACACACAUAAAUGUCACAUGUGUCUGUUCCGAAAAUUCACAAAUUAACUCUAUGAAGACCUAGAAGGAUUAACCAAAACAGUGACACAUACAUCAAACAUCCUGUAUGCCCGUCCAGCUUUCGUCAAACAUAUAAGCAUCUCUUUCACAGAAGCGAAAACAAAAUAUUGAGGAUCUGGUGAUUGGUUUGCGAAACUCAAGUUGAUCUUGUCAGCCAUGUGUGUACUGUGUUCUAUAAAUUUGAGAUGGAAAAGGAGCUUUCGUCAAACAUAUAAGCAUCUCUUUCACAGAAGCGAAAACAAAAUAUUGAGGAUCUGGUGAUUGGUUUGCGAAACUCAAGUUGAUCUUGUCAGCCAUGUGUGUACUGUGUUCUAUAAAUUUGAGAUGGAAAAGGCAAAAAAAUUGUCGCCGACUGUGGGGAUCGAACCCACGGCCACGUGAUUAAAAGUCACGCGCUCUACCACUGAGCUAAGUCGGCUUUGAUACUUUGUUGCAUAUAUGUUUGAUAAUGUCUAAUAAAAAUAACAAUUCCUGAAA